CAGGGUGUACCCCACCUUUCACGGCAGUGGCGUGCACAGGUAGACACUAGGUGGUGCUAUAGCACUUUCCCUUUGCCCUCUGGACCAAGCAAGUGCCUUUUAACUGUGUAUGUGGCCCAUGCUGACAUGACCAUCUAUAAAUACUCGACGAUUAAAAGCAGGUGAUAAUAUUGACCCAAUUAAUAUUAUUUUUUAAUUAAUACUCCCGGUAGAAUGUCAGUAGAGUUUGUCAUUGGUACAGCAUGUGAAUUUAUCAGUAUACUUAGGCUGAAUAUUUAGUAUCGUGUAGGUUUACAUUAGGCUACAUAAUUAACACUUGCAGUAACUGAUUUGCUAAAUGAAAAACAGAAAUUGCCUGCAGAAAAAGUAGCCUUUUGCCUUGUUGUAAUGUAACCAAGCAGUCUUAUUCAUACUGUUGGUCUCUUUUUAUUUAACAACUGCUGCAUAAUGCCUUGAAAGGAGAGAAUAAGAAAGGGAAAAGAAAGGGAGCUACAGCAGGCAGCCCAGGGGAGCAGCUCGAAUCUCUCCUGGAUAAGAGCAUCCAUCAGCAGCAAGGAGGAAGAUGAAGAUGAAGAUGAAAGGUACGCAGAUCAGCUGCUUCGCUCCCACUAACUUCUCGUGGAGGCAGGCUGCGUAUGUGGACUCGUUUUGCUGGGCUGCGGUGCAGCAACAGGCCAACAGUUCCCCACUAUGGCUGCACAAGUUCUUUCCAUACAUCCUGCUCUUACUGGCCAUCCUCAUGUACAUCCCAGCGCUGUUCUGGCGUUUCACUGCGGCUCCGCACCUCUCCUCUGACCUCAACUUUAUCAUGGAGGAGCUGGACCGCUUUUAUAAUCGCUCCAUCAAGCUGGCGAAGAACCUGGCGUCCAGCAAAGAUGCACCCGAGGACACGCAGAGCGCUUUGGACCUGACUGAGAGCUGCUUCAAAUACCCUUUGGUGGAGCAAUAUCUGAAGACCAAGCGUUUUUUCCGCUGCCUUGUGGUGAAGUACCUGGUGUGCCGAGGCCUGACCCUGCUGACCCUCCUGCUGGCCUGCAUCUACCUCGGCUAUUACAUCCAACUGGCCUCCUUCACAGACGAGUUUCCCUGCAACCUGCGGACGGGAGUGCUGAAGAACGACAGCGCGGUGCCGUCUGCCGUCCAGUGCAAGCUGGUGGCAGUGGGUGUCUUCAGGCUGCUCAGCUACAUCAACCUGGUGGUGUAUGUGCUUCUCGCUCCGCUGGUGGUGUAUGCCGCUCUUGGACCGUCACGUCAGAGCACGUGCUUCCUGCGGCCGUAUGAGAUACUGCCAGGGUUCGGUUCUUUAGGCGUGGUCACGCCGUUCUACAACGACCUCAGCAUCUAUCUGCUGUUCCUGCGGGAGAACCUGAGUGAACUCAAAUCUUUCAAGUGUCUGCAGGUGCUCGAGCUACUGCAAGAGGCAGGCGAUGAAGGCCUUGACACCAUGUGCCUGCUGCAGUCCCUGGGUCAGGUGAAGACCGAUGUCAUAGACUGUAAGAUGGCGUGCACACGCAAGGACAAGAAAAACACUGACAAGCCUGAGUAAGACCUCUCCGCCUUGUCACUAAAUAACUGACUUGAUGAGGAUCGAGCCUGAUGUCGGGGCCAUAACGAUGUUAGUUUUAUCUCAUUUGCUGAUAGUGUAGUUAUACCAAAGUAUAACUCAAAUGGUUUACACUCAUUCACACAUUCCGUGGUGUUUGACCAAAAAACAUUUACCUCCUACAGUAGAUGUCAUAUUUUUAUAACCUCCUCUAUGGAAGUUAUGUUUCAGAGCAGCACUGCCUCUAAGCAGAAUUAUGCAAGCCCUAUGCUUCAUUCCUUUUUUUUGAAACUUGAUGGGAGGUUAGGGUUUUGGGCUCAAGAAGAAGUCAAAUUUUCUCCAAUUAAGGGUUGGAUUCAAGAUUUUUCUUCAUUUUCUUCAUUGCUGCAAGGUAGCUUUUAUGAAUUUCUCAAUAACUUAGAUGUAGGUCUGAGGUGCGGCUUUCUCUGAAAUGCAGUUCUUAUGUUUUCAUACGUUUUUCUCUAAUGUAAAUGUAACUUUUCUCAGGAUCUGAAAUCUGAAAUGCCUUCUCAUCAUUAUUUACUGUAUAAACCACGUUCGUUUGUAAUAACACUAGCUGAUCAGAUGCAAGAGCCUUCCUCUGCUGAACUCUGGGCCUACUUCUGUUUACACUUUACGUAUGGGAUAAGAUGUAGUGAUUGGUCUGGACUGUGAAGCUGUGAAGCAUGUGAUUAUUUAUCUGUAAAUGUAAUGUAAACAACAGCAGUAUAUACUGUGCAUAUUGAAAGGACAGCAAGACCCUGGCUUGUCCAAACUGAGAGAAUCUCUACAUUGUACAUGAAACUUGAAUCAGUAGCCUUCCAGGCCCAGUACAAAUAAAGAAUGUUUUUUUUUCUCA
Molecule: messenger RNA, 2402 nt
Organism: Solea senegalensis (Senegalese sole)
Lineage: Eukaryota; Metazoa; Chordata; Actinopteri; Pleuronectiformes; Soleidae
Product: pannexin-1-like
Exons: 6
Coding region: 563-1546 (327 amino acids)
Biological process (GO): positive regulation of interleukin-1 production; monoatomic cation transport
Molecular function (GO): channel activity
Source: RefSeq, a predicted model, not a curated record